Molecule: messenger RNA, 1608 nt
Organism: Torulaspora delbrueckii
Lineage: Eukaryota; Fungi; Ascomycota; Saccharomycetes; Saccharomycetales; Saccharomycetaceae
Gene: ERG5
Product: C-22 sterol desaturase
Exons: 1
Coding region: 1-1608 (535 amino acids)
Biological process (GO): sterol metabolic process
Molecular function (GO): heme binding; oxidoreductase activity, acting on paired donors, with incorporation or reduction of molecular oxygen; iron ion binding
Source: RefSeq, a predicted model, not a curated record
AUGUCAGAUAUUUCUAACGACCCAGUGGCUCAAUUUCAAAACAUUACUAGUAGUGCUACCAAUGGUAGUACUGCUGCGGCAACUUUUGUCAAUUUCGCUAUCAAUUAUGUGAAAUCUUUGUCUUACUUCAAGAUUUUUGUGUCUUUAGUCUGUAUCCUGGUAGUGUGGGAUCAGGUCUCUUAUCAGGUGAAGAAAGGUUUAAUCGCGGGGCCAAAAUGGAAGUGGUACCCAAUUAUUGGCCCAUUUUUGGAGUCUUUAGAUCCAAAGUUCGAGGAAUACAAGGCUAAGUGGGAUUCUGGUGAUCUUUCGUGUGUUUCUAUCUUCCAUAAAUUCGUUGUGAUUGCAUCCUCCAGAGAUUUGGCGAGAAAGGUUCUACAAGCUCCAAAAUACGUCAAGCCAUGUGUCGUUGAUGUCGCUGUCAAGAUUUUGAGACCUUGUAACUGGGUUUUCCUAGAUGGUAAAGCUCAUACCGAUUACAGAAGAUCAUUGAAUGGGUUGUUUACCAAACCUGCCUUGGCACAGUACUUACCUACUUUAGAGAUCCUUAUGGACAAAUACAUUGACAAAUUCGUGCAGUUAUCUAAGGAUGUGAACUACGAACCACAAGUUUUCUUCCAUGAAAUGAGAGAAAUUUUGUGUGCAUUGUCUCUAAAGGCCUUCUGUGGUGACUAUAUUACGGAGGACCAAGUCAGAAAGAUUGCUGAUGACUACUACUUAGUUACUGCUGCUAUGGAAUUGGUCAAUUUUCCUAUCAUUUUGCCUUUCACUAAGCCUUGGUACGGUCGUAAGACUGCUGAUGCUGCCAUGAAAAUCUUUGAAGAAUGUGCACAAAUGGCUAAGGAACACAUCUCUAAGGGUGGUAAGCCAAUCUGUGUGAUGGAUGCCUGGGUCCAAUUGAUGCACGAUGCUAAGACAAAGACUGAUGAAGAAUCCAGACUUUUCCACAGAGAAUUCACAAACAAGGAAAUUUCUGAAGCUAUCUUCACAUUCCUAUUCGCUUCACAGGAUGCUUCCUCUUCCUUAGCUUGUUGGUUGUUUCAAAUCGUUGCUGACCGUCCAGAUGUUCUACAAAAGAUUAGAGAAGAACAAUUGGCUGUUCGUAACCACGAUAUGUCUACCGAAUUGGAUAUUGAUUUGAUUGAUAAGAUGAAGUACACAAACAUGGUGAUAAAGGAAACUCUACGUUAUAGACCUCCAGUGCUAAUGGUUCCUUAUUACGUGAAGCAGAAUUUCCCAAUUUCUAGUAACUACACUGCUCCAAAGGGCUCUAUGUUAAUUCCUACCCUAUACCCUGCUCUACAUGACCCUGAAGUAUACGAAAACCCUGAUGAAUUUAUUCCAGAGAGAUGGGAAGAGGGCUCUCCAGCCAAUGCUGCCAAGAAGAACUGGUUAGUCUUCGGCUGCGGUCCUCACGUUUGCUUGGGUCAAACUUAUGUCAUGAUCACUUUUGCUGCUCUACUGGGUAAAUUUGCCCUACAUACCGAUUUCAAACACAAGGUCACUCCUCUGAGUGAAAAGAUCAAGGUCUUUGCCACAAUUUUCCCUAAGGAUGAUCUUCUACUAACAUUCAAAAAGAGAGAUCCAUUGAGUGGUCAGAUUUUUGAAUAA